AUGUCUAAUGAUGAACUAUCACCUACAAUAUCUUCGAUGACAAAAAAUUCUAUAUCACGUAAAUAUCAUAUUUUAAUUGAUAAUCACAUAUUAGAAAGAAAGAUUAAUGAUGAACUUGAUAACAAUAUAAUUCCAACUAUAGGAAUUAAUACAUCAUCAAAACUACCAUUUCUUCCAACAAAAUCCAAUGUUUUAUCUUCGACACUUGAAACGAUGCAAAUGAAAAAAAAUCGUAAGAAAUCAAAAGGUACUAUUACAACAUCAUCAUCAUUUAAACUUGAACGACAAACAACAAAUAUUCCAUCGAAAAUACGUUUACCAACAUUAUGUACAACACCAAAUGAUAAUGAACAAAAACGAAAAUCUGAAUAUCAGCGAAGACAAAUCUAUGCAUUAAAUAAUUUAAUGCGUGAAUUGGAACAAGAAAAAUUUCGAGAAUUUUUCAAGCCUAAUGAUGUUACUCCUGUAAAUACUGAAGAAGUUGUUGUUUCGAAUACUGAAGAUUCAACUAAACCAUCAUCAAUCUGA
This is a messenger RNA of Adineta steineri, 528 nucleotides long. The record is from the annotation of a GenBank genome assembly. Lineage: Eukaryota; Metazoa; Rotifera; Eurotatoria; Adinetida; Adinetidae.